AAAGUUGUACUACACAGAUAUUAGCAAUGUCUGGACGUGGUAAAACAACCGGAAAGGCUCGCGCCAAGGCCAAGACCAGGUCAUCCCGGGCCGGACUCCAGUUCCCGGUGGGUCGUGUCCACAGGCUGCUCCGCAAGGGCAACUACGGUGAGCGUAUCGGCGCCGGUGCUCCCGUCUACCUGGCGGCCGUGCUGGAGUACCUGACCGCCGAGAUCCUGGAGUUGGCGGGGAACGCAGCCCGCGACAACAAGAAGACCAGGAUCAUUCCCCGCCAUCUGCAGCUGGCCGUCCGCAACGACGAGGAGCUCAACAAACUCCUGGGAGGCGUCACCAUCGCCCAGGGCGGCGUGUUGCCCAACAUCCAGGCGGUUCUGCUCCCCAAGAAGACCGAGAAGGCUUCCAAGAAGUAAACUGUUGACUUUCAACAACACCACAAAAGGCUCUUUUAAGAGCCACACAAAUCUUCUUUGAGUCAAAUAUCCUCUUCAAACAUAUGAUCUAUAUGUAAUGUACAUUAAACAUUUGUAACUAACAUAACUCAAAGUA
This is a messenger RNA of Nerophis ophidion (straightnose pipefish), 546 nucleotides long. RefSeq names its product histone H2A-like. The transcript has a single exon. The coding region runs from base 27 to 410 and encodes 127 amino acids. Gene Ontology annotation, molecular function: DNA binding; protein heterodimerization activity; structural constituent of chromatin. The record is from RefSeq and is a predicted model, not a curated record. Gene Ontology annotation, cellular component: nucleosome. NCBI's taxonomy places the organism in Eukaryota, Metazoa, Chordata, Actinopteri, Syngnathiformes, Syngnathidae.